Molecule: messenger RNA, 2121 nt
Organism: Sinocyclocheilus anshuiensis
Lineage: Eukaryota; Metazoa; Chordata; Actinopteri; Cypriniformes; Cyprinidae
Product: gastrula zinc finger protein XlCGF57.1-like
Exons: 3
Coding region: 232-2022 (596 amino acids)
Biological process (GO): regulation of transcription by RNA polymerase II
Molecular function (GO): RNA polymerase II cis-regulatory region sequence-specific DNA binding; DNA-binding transcription factor activity
Source: RefSeq, a predicted model, not a curated record
CUCCUGCAUCUGUUGUGAUUCGACUGAAGAAGGGUUUGUGUUUAAAGCAUCUUUAAACACCGUACAAUCAACUCGAAAGUGCGCUGACUACUGAACUAGAGCACUGAUUGAGACACACCCAGAGAUUCAGUUUAGUUUUCUUUGUUACUCUCAUCUUAAUCAGGACAGAGUGUCCAAACACAGAGAAACUCCCGCUGAAGCGACUGAGAGCCUCGUCACACACUUAUAAAGAUGGCGUUUAUUAAAGAGGAGACUGAAGACUUCAGGAUUGAAGAAGUGUUCAGUCUGAAACAAGAAGAGACUGAGGAACAAACAGACUUAAUAGCAAUGAAAGAGAAAGAAGUACUGAAUGAAAUUGAAGAGAAAGAUCAAUAUGGGAAUCUUCAUGAUUUCACAACUGGAGAAAAAUCUUUUAGACGUUCGCAGACUGAAAAGACUUCCACACGAAAAAAAGCUCAAAGAAGUUAUUUCACUUUCAAUCAACAAGGAAACCUUAAAGUCCACACUGGAGAGAACCCUUUCACCUGCCAACACUGUGGAAAAAGUUUCACUCGUAAAGUAAGUCUUGACGUGCAUAUAAGAAUUCACACUGGAGAAAAGUCGUACACAUGCCAACAGUGUGGAAAAAGUUUCACUCAAAAAGGAAGUCUUAACACGCACAUGAGAAUUCACGCUGGAGUGAAGCCUUACACAUGCCCUGAGUGUGGAAAGAGUUUCCAUCAACAUAUAAACCUUAAAGCCCACAUGAGGUUUCACACUGGGGAGAGCCCUUUUACCUGCCAACAGUGUGGACAAAGUUUCAAUCAUAUAAUCAGCCUUAAGAGGCACAUGAGAGUACACAAUGGAGAGAACCCUUACACAUGUCAGCUGUGUGGUGAGAGUUUUGCUCAACUUGUAAACCUUGAAGCCCACAUGACAAUACACAAUAGAGAGAGUCCCUUCACCUGCCAACAAUGUGGAAAAAGUUUUGCUCAUAAAGGUAGCUUUAACGUCCACAUGAGAGUUCACACUGGGGAGAAGCCUUACACCUGCCAACAGUGUGGAAAGAGUUUCUCUCAAAAAGGAAGCCUUAACUUGCACAUGACUGUUCACACUGGAGAAAAGCAUUACACUUGCCCUGAGUGUGGAAAGAGUUUUGCUCAUUAUGGAAACCUCAACGUCCACAUGAGAGUUCACACUGGAGAGAAGCCUUACACCUGCCAACAGUGUGGAAAGAGUUUCACUCGUAAAGUAAAUCUUGACAUGCAUAUAAGAAUUCACAAAGGAAAAAAGUUGUACACAUGCCAACAGUGUGGACAAAGUUUCAAGCAUAAAGUAAGCCUUAACAAGCACGUGAGAAUUCACACCGGAGAAAAGCCUUACACAUGUCAGCAGUGUGGUGAGAGUUUUGCUCAGCGUGUAAACCUUAAGGUCCACAUGAGAGUCCACACUGAAGAGAACCCUUACACAUGCCUUCGUUGUGGUGAGAGUUUUGCUCAACUUGUAAACCUUAAAGUCCACAUGAGAGUCCACAAUGGAGAGAACCCUUACACAUGCCAACAGUGUGGAAAGAGUUUUGCUCAGCGUGUAAACCUUAAAGCCCACAUGACAAUACACAAUGGAGGGAGUCCCUUCACCUGCCAACAAUGUGGAAACAGUUUCACUCAGAAAGGAAGCUUUAACGUCCACAUGAGAAUUCACACUGGGGAGAAGCCCUUCACCUGCCAACAGUGUGGAAAGAGUUUCUAUCAAAAAGGAAGCCUUAACUGGCACAUGACUGUUCACACUGGAGAAAAGCAUUACACCUGCCCUGAGUGUGGAAAGAGUUUUGCUCAUCAUAGAAACCUUAACGCCCACAUGGUAAUUCACACUGGAGAGAGCCCUUUCACCUGCCAACAGUGUGGAAAAUGUUUCACUCGUAAAGAAAGUGUUGACAGGCACAUGAGAGUUCACACUGGAGAGAAGCCUUACACAUGCAAACAGUGUGGAAAGAGUUUUGCUCAACUUGGAAACCUUAAAGCCCACAUGAGAGUUCACACUUAAAAGAGUCCCUUCAGCUGCCAACAGUGUGGACAAGUUUUCAAUCAUAAAGGACUCCUUAACAGGCACAUGAGAAUUCAAACAGGAGAAAAGCCUUACAUC